Mycena citricolor is the source of this 1005-nucleotide messenger RNA. The record is from the annotation of a GenBank genome assembly. NCBI's taxonomy places the organism in Eukaryota, Fungi, Basidiomycota, Agaricomycetes, Agaricales, Mycenaceae.
AUGUCGACGAAAAAUUGUGGGCACGUGACGAUCUAUUUUCCUCGCGUCCACUACAAAAUGGACGCCGCAGUUGAGUCCAUGGAUGUCGAUUCUACGCGUCCGAAUGCCCCGAUCUCCCCGGACGCGAAGGAAGCAGGGACGAGCUCUUCGUCUAGAGAGAUACCUCCUACUCCUUCUCCAGCGACACCCUCUGGCCCCCAGUACAAACUCGCGUUCAGUCUCAGUGGCCAUACCAAGUCUAUAUCUUCCCUGAAGUUUAGCCCAGAUGGGAGUAAGCUCGCCUCGUCAGGCGCGGACAAGGUCAUCAAAGUCUGGGACGCGUACUCCGGUGGUGUUUUGCGCACACUAGUGGGCCACACUGAAGGCGUAUCUGAUAUUUCUUGGUCGGUUGACGGCGAUUAUCUGGCCUCUGCAUCAGACGACAAAACGAUACGCGUGUGGGACAUGAAAGUGGGAACUGAGAUCAAGACGCUUCUGGGACAUACCAACUUCGUCUUCUGCGUGAACUACAAUCCGGCAUCUAAUCUCUUGGUCUCAGGAGGAUUCGAUGAGACAGUGAGGAUCUGGGAUAUCGCAAGAGGCAUUUGCUGCUUUAAUCACGACGGAACGCUUAUUGUAUCAUGUGCCAUGGAUGGGCUAAUACGCAUCUGGGACGCUGAAUCCGGGCAAUGCUUGAAGACGUUGGUUGAUGACGACAAUCCGAUCUGCUCUCAUGUGCUGUUCACGCCGAAUUCAAAGUUUGUUCUGGCCUCGACGCAAGACUCGACGAUCCGGCUGUGGAGUUAUCACGCCUCUCGCUGUGUCAAGACGUACACCGGCCAUACCAACAGAACGUAUUGUAUAUUUGCGUGUUUCACGAACACUGCCACGAAACAUGUCGCGCACCCGACCAAGGCCAUUAUCGCAUCCGCAGCGAUGGAGAAGGAUUUGAGCAUCCGACUUUGGUUUGACCGCAGCGACCCAAGCAUGACAGAUAGCCCCGAGACUGCGGUUGCCGAUGCAUAA